AUGGAUUGUGGUACUAUUGAAGAUGAAGGUAUCAGGGUUGACAACCUUGAUGAUGAUGACAACACAUGUUGUUGGGAGCCUGCAACAGGGAUGUGUUUUUCUUGCUUAGAAGAAGUCAAAUCAUUUUAUGAAGAGUAUGCUUCGAGAAAGGGUUUUGGGUGGAAGAUUAGAUCUUCAAGAAAAGGGAAAGAUGGAGAGCCCUGCUACUUAAUUUUAUCAUGCUCAAGAGAAGGGUCUAAAGUGUCAAAAAAUUCGUGUACGUUAAAAACACUUCCAACUAAGGUAAAUAAUUGUCCUGUCAAGAUUGUUAUUAAGUUGGAUAAAGAUGGAUUAUGGUAUAUUACAAAAUUUGAACCUGGUCAUAUUCACGAGACAAGUCCUACAAAGGCAAGGUUGUUCAAAGCUAACAAGAAAAUGAAUUUGCGAAAGAUAACAAUACAAAUCAAUGAUGAUGCAGGAGUGAGGAUCAACAAGACAUUUCAAUCUCUUGUUAAAGAUGCAGGAAGACAUGAAAACGUACCAUUUUGUGAAAGAGACGUGAGGAAUUAUGUUAACAAGGAACGACGCGCAAUAGGAAAAGAAGAUUUGGAUGAUGAUUUUCACGUAAGGAAUGUGUUUUGGGCUGACGCAAGAAGUAGAGCUGCUUAUGAAUACUUUGGAGAUGUUGUGACUUUUGACACAACAUAUUUGACUAAUAAGUAUGACAUGCAUUUUGCUACGUUCGUUGGUGUGAAUCACCAUGGUCAAUCAACAUUACUUGGAUGUGGGCUGUUGUCAGGUGAAGAUACAAAUUCAUUUGUAUGGCUUUUUAAAUCAUGGCUUCAUUUUAUGCUAGGAAAGGCCCCUCUAGGUAUUGUGACUGACCAAUGCAAGGCUAUGAAAAAUGCCAUUGAGUUAGUCUUUCCUACAACUCGUCAUAGGUGA
Messenger RNA from Cicer arietinum (chickpea), 924 nucleotides. Its product is annotated as protein FAR-RED IMPAIRED RESPONSE 1-like. The record is from RefSeq and is a predicted model, not a curated record. NCBI's taxonomy places the organism in Eukaryota, Viridiplantae, Streptophyta, Magnoliopsida, Fabales, Fabaceae.